CUUCAUUUUCAUACUGAUGCCUCAAUUCAAAACCUACAAUCACCAAAUAUUAAAUCUGAUAUUGGCUGGAUUUGUGAAAAUAAUUUGUCUAUUAAAUUUAAUGCAACUACUAUUCCCUAUCUAGAUACAACAC
Racocetra persica is the source of this 133-nucleotide messenger RNA. Lineage: Eukaryota; Fungi; Glomeromycota; Glomeromycetes; Diversisporales; Gigasporaceae. The record is from the annotation of a GenBank genome assembly.